GAGCAUUUCCACUGGGUCAUGUUCUUUGCCAUACGUCAACUCUUCUUCCCAAAUCAAUCGGAGAGACUCUUUGCAGUCUGGAGUAAUGGCUGCCGUGCUUCUCUCACCCUUGCUAUCGGUGGUGAUUGGGAAGGCAACCGACCAUGUUCUCCCACAGUUUGGAGUGAUGUGGGGCAUCCAUGAGAAGCUAAAAAAGCUGGAAAGAAAGCUGUUGGCAAUCCAGUCCAAACUUGGAGAUGCAGAGGAGCGACAAGUCAAGGAUGCGGCUGUGAAGAGCUGGUUGGCAGAUCUGAAGGAUGCAGCCUACAAAGCAGACGACAUCCUGGAUGAGUAAUGUGGAAGCAAUGCGGCGGAAGGUAGAGAUUCAGAUUGAUAUGACAAAAAAGGUGCGCAGCUUCUUUUCUUUUCAUAAUCCAGUCUGGUUUCGUUUUAAGAUGGGGCGAAAGUUGAAUGCUAUUGUUGAAGAAAUAGAGAAACUAGCAGACGAGGGAAAUAAAUUUGGUUUCGAGGUCAAAACCCAACCCCAAAAGAGGGACAGGCCACAAACCCACUCUUAUGUUGAUGAGUCAGAGGUCAUUGGUAGGGAGGAAGAUAAAGAAAAAAUAGUGAAGUUGUUACUUGAUCAUGAUAACAACCAGAAUGUUGCAGUCCUUCCCAUAGUUGGGAUGGGGGGUUUGGGUAAGACCACACUGGCCCAAUUGAUUUACAAAGAUCAGAGGGUGGAGAAACAUUUCCAGCCGCUCAUAUGGGUCUGUGUGUCGGAUGAGUUCGAUGUUGCAAAACUUGCUAAAGCAAUAAUAGCUUCAGCCACAGGAGUUGAGUGCAAGCUAUCAACCAUGGAGUUGUUACAACGCAGCCUUCGAGAAGUUGUAAGUGGGAAGAGGUACUUACUUGUAUUAGAUGAUAUUUGGAAUGAGGAACGGGCAAAGUGGAACGAGCUAAAAACUUUACUUGGAACUGGUGGAGAAGGGAGUAGGAUUGUUGCGACUACACGAAGUGAGCGGGCAUCGUCGAUAAUGGGUACCCUCGGCCCUUAUCACCUACCGACUUUGACUGAGGAUGAUUCUUGGGCAUUGUUUAGGAAGAUAGCAUUCGAAGGGGGAGCCGAAGAGCCUCAAAAUCUCGUAAACAUCGGCGAGGAGAUUGUCAAGAAAUGUGGUCGGUUGCCUCUGGCAGUGAAGACACUGGGAGGCUUAAUGCAUUCCAAGAGCCAGGAAAGGGAAUGGUUGUCCGUGAGGGAUAGCGAGCUUUGGAAUCUGCAGGACGGUGAAGAUGGGAUCUUGCCAGCACUAAGGUUGAGCUACAGUGAUUUGCCUUCCCAUUUAAAACAAUGCUUUGCUUUUUGUGCCAUAUUUCCGAAGGAUUAUGAGAUGAAAAAGGAUCUGUUGAUUCAACUAUGGAUGGCUAACGGAUUCAUUCCAUCCGAUGGAAGAAGGGCGUUGGAGGACAAAGGGCAUGAGAUUUUUAAUGAGUUGGCUUGGCGAUCUUUCUUUCAGGAUAUCAAGGAAGAUGAGGAUCACGGUGGUCGCGAAUACGUCUUUGAACCUUAUUAUAACACAAUAUGCAAGAUGCAUGACCUCAUGCACGAUCUGGCACACUCCAUUAUGGGGAACGAAUGCCUUAGCAAGCUGGAACCCGCCAGGCGGGAAGAUAUAUCUAAGAAAACCCGUCACUUGGGUGAAUCUGAUUAUUUUACAUCGAACUUUCAUAGGACCUUGAAUAAUUAUCCAAAUAUUCGCACUCUCCUGUCCUCCUUACCAAAAGGACCCCAUACUAGUAUUGCAGUGACUGCGGAUUCGUCAAAGCCGAAGUCCUUGAGAGCAUUGGAUCUACAUAAUACUACUAUCACACAAUUGCCUAUGGUAAUUGGAUAUUUGAAACAUCUGAGAUACCUCGACCUCUCUGGUACCCAUAUUGAAGCAUUACCGGAUGCCACCAGCACACUUUUCAAUCUACAAACUCUGAAACUCUCUAGCUGCUGGAAUCUGCGUAAGCUGCCCGAAGACAUGAGAAAUAUGAGUAGCCUGAGGCAUCUCUACAUUGACAGAUGUCCUAAUCUGGAGCAGCUACCAACAGGUAUCGGGCAAUUGAGUAGCCUGCGAACAUUGACCAAAUACAUCGUAGGCAAUGAUGCUGGAAGGCGUAUAGGUGAGUUGAAUAGCUUAAAUCUCAGUGGCCUUCUAGAGCUGUAUAACCUGAGAAAUGUGAGGGAUGCAGCAGAUGCUAAAGAAGCUAAUCUUAGUUCCAAACAUAACCUUUGCUCAUUAAUAUUAUGCUGGGAUAAGACUCAGUGGGAUGCCCCAGGCUGCUAUACAGGAAAUACCCAUCGUUCUUUCGAAGAAGAUGUUUUGCCAGCAGAAAACGCAAAAGAGGUGUUGGAAGCCCUUAGACCUCAUGGUGGCUUAAAACUGCUGACAGUAUGGCGCUAUGGGGGUGGCAGCUUUCCAACGUGGAUAAUGAUGGACACCGUAUUGCUACAAAAUGUUGUUGAAAUUCAUCUGGGAGUUUGCACAAGAUGCCAACAUCUCCCGCCUUUGUGGCAGCUCCCUUCUCUUAAAUUUCUCUACUUGUUUAAGAUGCAUAACGUCAAGCACAUUUGCGGUAGCACCAUCUACGACAAUGCAAGUAAUGGCACAGUGCAAGCAUUCCCCUUACUGAAAAGACUGGUGUUGCAUACGAUGCAGAGCUUGGAGAAGUGGUCAGAGUUUAAAGGAACUACAGAGGUCACGUUGGUUUUCCCUCACCUUGCUGAGCUUAAGAUCAUUGAUUGCCCAAAUUUGAUGACCAUGCCAGAGCUACCAUCUCUCAAAACUUUAAAAAUGGAAGGAACUGAUAUGCAGUUGGGCUUGAUCUGUAGUCUGACGACACUCUCUUCCCUUAGAAUUCAAGUCUGUAAAACGAGCAAUGGUACAGAGUCGCCUCCUCUUGCUGAUCAGAAGAAAAUGUCUUUCAGGUAUUUCAGAUCUCUUGAAAAUUUAUAUAUUAGUGCACCGGAGGAUCUAGCACCAUUGCUGGAGGAGGAGGAGGAGACGAGAGGGCUAAGCUCGUCCCUGCAUCAGUUGGAGAUUAAAUGCUGCAAUUGGUUUUUCUCACCAUCACAGCAGUCAUCAUCACCUUUGGCGUUUUGGAAGAACCUUACUUCUCUCCAAUCUUUGCGCAUGAUUUCUUGUGAUGAUCUGGUCUACUGGCCGGAGGCGGAGUUCCGUGGCUUGAACUCAGUGAAGAAGAUAGAAAUCUCACUUUGCAACAUGUUGGUUGGCCCGUCACAUUUGCCAUUAUCCUCGUCAUCAUCAGGGGACGGAGAGCUCCUACCAAACCUGGAACAUCUGCUUAUUCAAAGUUGCGACGGUCUGCAGGAAUUGCCCAAGUUGCCUGCAUCCCUCAGAUCACUGACUGUCUUCCACUGCCCCAAAUUGAAUUCUUUGACGGAAGACCUGCGACUCCUACCAAACCUGGAAGAGCUGGAUAUUGUCUAUUGUGAUGGUCUGCUGGAAUUGCCCAAGUUGCCUGCUUCCCUCAGAUCACUGAAUAUUGGCUUCUGCCCCAAAAUAAAUUUCUUGACGGAAGGCCUGCGACAUGCCACCUCUCUUGAGAGUGUCAAAAUUUCAAAUUGCCCAAGCCUGACUUCUCUACCGGUAGAUCUGGGGCACCUAACAGCACUCAAGAAGAUGGAUAUCAACAAGCUUCCUGGCUUGGAAUCUUUGCCACAAGGGCUGGGACAGCUUGCUGCACUCGAAUGUCUGAGCAUCAGCACGUGCAGCAAAUUGUCAUCUCUGCCAGAAGGGAUGCAGGGCCUCACUGCCCUUAAGAAGCUGUCUAUUAAACAUUGCCCUCGGCUGUCAUCACUCCCAGAAGGUCUACAACGACGACUCCCUGGCCUUCAGCAUCUAGAAAUUGUAGGGUGCCCCGACCUGGAGAGACAGUGUAAGAGAGGAGGACCAUAUUGGGACCUUAUCUCACGCAUCCCCAGUACCAAAAUAUUAUCUGAGAGGAGGAGCAACUUCAGCGCAUCCCUUUCUUCCUUUUCUUGCUUUAGAAGACCAUCUACAGUUUAAUGUCAUCCCAGUCCUUUCGAGAUGAGCAGAAAAUUUAGCUUCAGAAUGAAUUAAGAGCGUUCAUGGUACAAGCAGCUUUCUUGUCGAUCAUUUCAGCAUUCAAUCCAGCAUCAGGAGAAACGACAAAUCCUUUGAUAAAUUUUUAAAUAUAUCCAAGCCUUCAAUGAUCAAGUGUCUCCAUGUGAAUCUUCUUGAUACAUUUCCUUUUGCUGUUGUUAAGCAUUUAAAGGGACACUAGGAAGAGAAAAGCUUAAUUCCCUUUUAGAAGAUGUCAUUUGGCAUUUAAUGUUGUUUUGAUUGUUUUCUCUUAACCUUAUUUUAUUUGAUGUCCUUCGAUAUAUAGAUGUUGUGUUUGAAGACUUUGGAUGGUACUUCAGCUUCAUGCACCAAAAACAAUUAAAAGAUGGAGAUGUACUUUAUUAAUUAUUUCAGCAUCCACUUUGGGUGCUCUAACUCUGUUUAAGUAGUAUCGUAUAAAAGCUAUUUGAUUGA
Molecule: messenger RNA, 4547 nt
Organism: Phoenix dactylifera (date palm)
Lineage: Eukaryota; Viridiplantae; Streptophyta; Magnoliopsida; Arecales; Arecaceae
Source: RefSeq, a predicted model, not a curated record